CUGUGUGGCUUGGCAUCGACAUUUCAUCUACCUAUACAAGCUUGUGCAACUAAUCAUCAUUGUCACCCACGUGCGCUGCCUGCGAUGAUCAUCGACGAGAACAAUAAACAAAUGGAAUGCAAAGUGUAAGAAAAAAAAAAAAAUAAGGAUCAUCGAUGCAACGAAGACACAGAGAGUCCAGAGUCCAAGAAACAAAUCUAAGAAGGUACCAAAUUCUUCACCGGCACAGGACUGAGGUAUCUAAGGACAGUUCCUUAGACCUGAAAGGAAGUACAGGAAACACAGACAUGAAUCAUAUACAAACUUACAGAGAGUUCUGACGAAAGAGUAAGAUCAGGAAUUUGAAGAAACCAUGACUAUUUCCUCAAAGUGUAACGUGAGUAAAGUAGUAAUGUGAACCUGUGAAUUGUAGACGGUUUUCACGUGUAUCAAGGGGUAGUAGAUCAGUAUGCACUGGCGUACAUGGGUUUGACGUGUAAGAGUGAGAGCGAGUGAGACAGAAGGAUCCAGAGUGCAGCGAUGAGUGCGUCUGAUUGAAGAAGAAGACAGUGGGUCCAUUUGGAGAUGGCAGUGCGACAUGUAUCGCAGACAGUAACGUACUCUUCUGAUGUUAUAGGGAAAGCAGAACUCGAGCUCGUCACUUUGGAAGAUAAGGCGUCUGACUUUAUUAAUACCACGCACCAGUGGACGUCAGUCUUUAAAGCGUUGAGAAAGAAGGAAGGAUGUGGCAGCGGUUUCCGCGGUGAUCUACUCAGCCAGUGUGAUUUUUAUUCUGAUUGGAGUGCUGUGUGUCAGGAGCGAAACAUAAAGAGAUAAGAAGAACAUGGACAGGACGUAUCAUGCGAUGGAGCAGAAGAGUCUUCUUGACUUGGGACUGUGCAGGACACGCAGAGGUUUGGCGAAUUGCAAUUGGCUACCGGAAGACCUCAGGAAGAGUAUCGUUAAUCUUGGCCCAGAGGAACACGAGCAUCCUAUUCUAGACUGGUUGAAACAGAUACGGUUUACUUGUGCUGGUGACUUUAAUGAUAUCAGCGAAUUCGGUAACUUCAGGAACGUCAUAGUUGUCGACCUCGAUCUCGAAGACCUUUUAAGAGAUAUGGACGGUACGCUUCGAGCUAUUAACUGCAGUUGUUAUGUGGGCGACGAUGAAAAAUGCAAAGUGGAUUUUUCUCAGGAUGGUCAUGCCUGUGGAGGUGUCGCAGAUGGUAAUCAGUGUCAUAAAGGUGUCGUAGAACGUGUUUCAGGAGAUACACAGUACGUAGAAUGCAAUGAAGAUGUUUGCAAGGCUAUUGAGAGACGCAGUACUACGUCAGAUUCUGAUUCGUCUAGUCAGACUAGUUUGGAUUUACCUGUCGAGGAUCUUCCCCAGGACGAGUCCGACGACUCGGUUGUAUUACGCUCAGGGAGAGCCUUAAGUGCUAUUUCAGAAGUGUCCGAAGAGAAUUUCACAGAGCAUUCAGAGUGUCAUAGAAGAUAUAACGUUAAUUCUAUUUUCGAUGACGGUCUGAGAGUACCUGUACCACCGACACGCAGGAGAACACGAAAAUCAUUGCCUGCGAAACUUGGUGCUGAGUCAGAAAAGAAAUCCGAAUAUUCGUCAAGCCACGACGCGGAAAAUCGACGGUCUUAUGUGGAUGGCCUUAAGACUUCUGCAAUUGAUAAGGAUAUUUUUGGAGAAACGCCUGAACGUCUUUUUCGUAGCCUCGUUGACAUUCCUCAGGCAAUAAGAACAGAGUACGACGAUUCUCAAGACUUUCUGCUCAUUGAUCGUGUCUGUCGCAGUACUAAACUCAAAAGGUGCAGAAAAAACGACCAUCCUGGUUACGGGACGUAUCCUGUUGUCCAGAGACGAUACAGGAAGUCACUUGUUGAUAUCUCUGCCGGUUCCGAUAGUUAUUUCUGCAAAGCGGAUGAAUUGCCAAUGGAUGAUUACAGACAAUUUUUAAGAAGUAUGACUGAUCCUGAUAAUACUGCUCAGGGUACUCUUGAAAUAGUGACGGAAGUGGAAUCUGGACAUUUAAAUAAUGAAGAUGCUGAAAGUGUACGUAGUAAAAGAAGCAUCGAGGCUUUUGAUGAAGCUAAUAGCGUGGAAGUGGAAACUGAUAAUGAACGUAUGAUCAUUGAUAAAGAUGGUUUGAAUAAGAGUAAUUCCCUGGAUACGGUUGAUGACAGUGAAGUUGAAGUUUUUCAGCCUGGGAAUUUUGUGAGUGAAGCUGAAACGAAGGAGAAGUAUGCAAAUUUAGAAACAAUGGAUACGGCUAUUGUGAAUAUUAAUAAUGAUGGGUUAGGUAGGCCAAAUCCUCUGGAUCCUGUGAACGUUGAUAAUCCAGAUGUCGAAGUCUUUGACACUGUUGAAUCUAUGUCUGCACCAAAAACCUAUAUCGAUAAUAAUGGUUUAAAUAAACCAAAUCCAUUAGAUAAUGUUGAAUUAUAUUCUAAGGAAUCUGUGAUUGAAUACAUUGACGAUGAUGGCGUUGAAGAACCAAAUGCUUUGGAUUCUGUUAAUUCUGAUUUCGAGUUACUUCCAUCCAAAAUCGUUGAGCAUAUUGAUGAAGAUGGUCUGGAUAAAGAAAAUCCUUUAGAUAAUGUUAAUACAGAUGUUGAAUUAUUAUAUUCUAAGGAAACUGACGUUGAAUACAUUGACGAUAAUGGCGUUGGAAAACCAAAUGCUCUGGAUUCUGUUAUUAAUUCUGAUUUCGAGUUACUUCCUUCCAAAGUUGUUGAACGUCUACAUAUUGAUGAAGAUGGUCUGGACAAAAGAAACUUAUUAGACAUUACUAAUACGGAUGCGGAUGUUGAACUUAUUCAACCUAAAAGGAUUUUCCACUUGGAGAGUGCAGUAAGGAAUUUAAAAAACGUAGAAGAACCGGAAUCAGAGUCUGUGGAUGUCGAUGACAUUACGGAUAAAUCAAAUUUUUCUUUGAAUGAUGUUAAUGAGGAUAAAAAAUUAGAAAAAUCUAAUACUACGGAUAAUACUGUUAUACAUAGAUUUAAAAAUAUGGAAUUGUCCUCAGAAGCAUAUUUCAACAAUGAUCUCUUCAGAACAAAUUCUAUGGAAACAGAGCAUGAUCGUGAUGACACUGAAAUCAUUACCACAGAAGCUGAUGGACUUGCGAAGCCCAAUCCUCUGGAAAAGAAUUCACCAGGUUCCGAUGAACAUGAUCUCAUAUUUGAAAGUUUUGAAUCGGACAGAUCAUUUUAUUCUGCCCUGGACAAAGCCUCUAGAUCAGACUGCGAAAGUUGCCCUGAGAGCUUACCUGUUUUAGAAGAACACAGUGAAAAGAAAAAUUGGUCCACAGCUGACGAGGAUGAGGAUAUGGAAACGAUGGAAGCUCCCAAGGUUGCUGAAAGGCUUUACGUGAAUUUUCCUUUAAAGGGAAAUACAGAAAAUCCUGACUUAACGACAUCAACCCCAAAUAAGCCAAUAAGAAAACGAGCAGCUGCAUUGAAAGACUUUGACUCUGGAUAUUCACCAUCUGCCUCGAGGAAGGUGUACGAAGAUCUGGUCGAUGCACGAAUAAGAUUUCGCGAAAGGAAAGGGUCCAUGUCGAGUGACGUAGUUCACUGGAUGAACAGUCUUAUGAGUAGCGUAUUAAAUGACAAAUAUGAGAACGACGAAGAUGUCGUCCAGUGGUUCUCUUCAAACGAUGCUGAAGGGAAGAUCUACUUCUUUGAACAAAACAGUAAUGAGUCUUCCUGGGCUUUACCCUCCAUAAGAAUCACUGGUACCGAGGAGUCCAGUGCUAAGUCAGGAAUUUCAACGAGUUCAGAGUUCAAGAGUAAUGCCAUCCUCACCAGUCAAGAUGUGGAAGUACGAAAUGGCUCUAGUGCUGAUCGUGUUCGAGUUGGUAAAACUCGUAGCAUGGUUCUUAUCAAUCAAAGCGCAAUUUCUCGUGAGCUUGCAAGCCGGAAGUCAGGUUCUAUUCCACGUGAUUGGCCACAGCUCUUCGAUGGCAAUAUGUGUGUUCUCAAGGAAGGUUCAAUAAACAGGACGAAAAUCACGGAGAAUGGAAAGAAGCUGCGAAAAAACUGGAGCACCUCGCACGUCGUGCUCACCGAGUUAUUCCUCUUAUUUUUCAAAGAUGCCAAAACAUUUGCUGCAAUGAAAACGGGACAGUCAGCAUCUGCCAAACCCGACAUUUCGGUAGACUUGAACGGCGCCUUGGUAGAGCCUGGUGAAAGAGCCAGUAGUCGUAAGAAUGUUUACAUUAUUAGUACCGUCCUGGGACUGCAGGUGCUCAUUCAAAGCGACAACGCGACCAUCGCCAACGAGUGGUAUCAAGAGAUACACUCAGCCAUUAGUCGCCUGCCAUCUGGUUUUGAAACGCAUAGCAAAAUGUCGACCAGCUUAGAUAGUCAACCUGGUGGAAAACACUUCCUCGACGCCAGCUCCCCGGAGGAGAGCAAGAGGUUUGCGAAAAUUGGACGUUCGAGAUCAGUAAAAAUUAAACGACCCGAUGGAUCCUUGGAGGAUUUGAGUGGAACUGCUGCAGAAAGGCAAACGAGGAUAAAGGCAAAGCUGCGGCGAUUUUUUCAAAGGAGGCCGACUAUGGAUUCACUCGUGAAGAAUGGUAUUUAUAAAGACGAACCUGCGUUUGGUUCUUAUCUGAGCGACGUAUGCCCAGCCGAGCCGCCUAGAAUCCCGCGCUUUGUAAAGGCCUGCAUCGAGGUUCUGGAGAAUAACACAGAGAACAUGAAGACAGAUGGACUUUACAGAGCUAGUGGAAAUCUCAGUCAGAUACAAAAAAUACGAUUGCAAGUGGAUCAGAACAAUUUUGAUGUUCUUACUCAAGAGGAGGACGUACACGUUCUCACCGGAGCGCUUAAACUCUUCUUCAGAGAGCUCAAAGAGCCUCUUAUACCAUUUGCAUUCUUCGAGAGGGCUUUGAAUGCAAGCAUGUCUAAGAAGAGGUUGGAGAAGAUUCAGUGCUUCAAAGAAAUCGUGAAAGCUCUGCCACCUGCUAAUCACGACACGUUGCAGUUUCUCUUACAGCAUCUUCUCAGAGUAACGUCUUAUCAGGAAUACAACCGUAUGCACAUACCAAAUCUGGCGAUAGUGUUUGGACCCACCCUAAUGUGGCCUGCUGAGGAAAGCGCAAAUAUGGCUCUGGACCUCAUGCAGCAGAAUUUAGUGAUAGAAUGCCUUUUGUCUGACUACGACAGAAUCUUUAAAUAAGAAUGUCAAGAACAAAUACCAAAUAGCUGCUGUUAUACCAGCUACAGCCCCAAGAAAUCCCACAACAUUAAUAUUCCUCAAAGUGAGCGUUGUAUGCCAUGUAUCAAGAGAAUCUUUGGCUUUGACCCAAUGGAGAUG
Molecule: messenger RNA, 5314 nt
Organism: Cephus cinctus (wheat stem sawfly)
Lineage: Eukaryota; Metazoa; Arthropoda; Insecta; Hymenoptera; Cephidae
Product: rho GTPase-activating protein 12
Exons: 10
Coding region: 824-5176 (1450 amino acids)
Biological process (GO): signal transduction; regulation of GTPase activity
Cellular component (GO): cytoplasm
Molecular function (GO): protein binding
Source: RefSeq, a predicted model, not a curated record